GACCUGCAGGCAGUGGCGGCAGUGGCAGGAGCCACCUCUCCGACUCCCUAGGAUGCGGGUGCUGAGCUAUGGCAAAGGGCAGCGAAGUGACGAGCGAGACACGCGCACGACUGUGAAAGCCACCUGGAGCCACCUUGCCGGGAUUGUACCUGCGGGCAGAAAGUCCUCCUACGACCGUCUUUUCCCCUAGUGGCACCAGUGUCCCUGUAGCCAUUCAGCCAGGUGUUGAGAAGACAUGUAGUAGCUGAUCACCCUUCCCUCUGACAACAUCUUCAGAGUCAGUUUUGGAGAUGCUUUCACCCUGUCCGUCUUCUGCAGCAGCCGGGCAGAGUGCCAACUCCUUUGCAGUAGCGAGGAACUCUUCAGGCUCCAGAAGCUCUUAAAUCUGAUCUACAAUGGAAAAAUUCCUUUUUUACCUGUUUUUCAUUGGCAUCGCAGUGAGAGCUCAGAUCUGUCCAAAACGUUGUGUCUGUCAGAUUUUGUCUCCUAAUCUUGCAACCCUUUGUGCCAAGAAAGGGCUUCUAUUUGUUCCGCCAAACAUUGACAGAAGAACUGUGGAACUGCGGUUGGCAGACAAUUUUGUUACAAAUAUCAAAAGGAAAGAUUUUGCUAACAUGACCAGUUUGGUAGACCUGACUCUAUCCAGGAAUACAAUAAGUUUUAUUACACCUCAUGCUUUUGCUGAUCUACGCAAUUUGAGGGCUUUGCAUUUGAAUAGCAACAGAUUGACUAAAAUUACAAAUGAUAUGUUCAGUGGGCUUUCCAAUCUCCAUCAUUUGAUACUGAACAACAAUCAGCUGACUUUAAUUUCUUCUACCGCUUUUGAUGAUGUCUUUGCUCUGGAGGAGCUGGAUCUCUCCUACAACAAUCUGGAAACAAUUCCUUGGGAUGCUGUUGAGAAAAUGGUUAGCUUACAUACCCUUAGUUUGGAUCACAAUAUGAUUGAUAACAUUCCUAAGGGAACUUUCUCCCACUUGCACAAGAUGACUCGGCUAGAUGUAACAUCAAACAAAUUGCAGAAGCUACCACCUGAUCCCCUCUUCCAGAGAGCCCAGGUACUAGCAACCUCAGGAAUCAUCAGCCCAUCUACUUUUGCAUUGAGUUUUGGUGGAAACCCCUUGCAUUGCAACUGUGAGUUGCUGUGGCUGAGGCGUCUGUCCAGAGAAGAUGACCUAGAGACCUGUGCUUCUCCUGCACUUUUAACUGGUCGCUAUUUUUGGUCAAUCCCUGAGGAAGAGUUUCUGUGUGAGCCUCCACUCAUUACUCGUCAUACACACGAGAUGCGAGUCCUGGAGGGUCAAAGGGCCACAUUGAGGUGCAAAGCAAGAGGAGACCCUGAGCCUGCAAUUCACUGGAUUUCUCCCGAAGGCAAGCUUAUUUCCAAUGCUACGAGGUCUCUGGUGUACGAUAAUGGAACCCUCGACAUUCUGAUAACAACUGUGAAGGAUACAGGUGCUUUUACCUGUAUUGCUUCUAAUCCCGCAGGAGAAGCAACACAAACAGUGGAUCUGCAUAUAAUUAAGCUCCCUCACCUACUCAACAGUACCAACCACAUCCAUGAGCCCGAUCCUGGUUCUUCAGAUAUCUCAACUUCUACCAAGUCGGGUUCUAAUGCAAGCAGCAGCAACGGUGAUACUAAAAUAAGUCAAGAUAAAAUUCUGGUGGUAGAAGCAACUUCGUCUACAGCAUUACUCAAAUUUAAUUUUCAAAGAAAUAUUCCAGGAAUACGAAUGUUUCAAAUCCAGUACAAUGGUACUUAUGAUGACACCCUUGUUUACAGAAUGAUACCUCCCACGAGCAAAACUUUCCUGGUCAAUAACCUGGCUGCUGGAACUAUGUAUGACUUAUGUGUCUUGGCCAUAUACGACGAUGGCAUCACGUCCCUCACUGCUACAAGAGUUGUGGGAUGCAUCCAGUUCACCACGGAGCAGGAUUAUGUGCGGUGCCAUUUCAUGCAGUCCCAGUUUCUGGGAGGCACCAUGAUUAUAAUUAUUGGUGGAAUAAUUGUAGCAUCUGUGCUGGUUUUCAUCAUUAUUCUCAUGAUCCGGUAUAAGGUUUGUAACCAUAAUGGGCAACACAAAGUCACCAAGGUGAGCAAUGUUUAUUCUCAAACUAACGGGGCUCAAAUACAAGGUUGCAGUGUCACGCUGCCCCAGUCCAUGUCCAAGCAAGCUGUGGGGCAUGAAGACAAUGCCCAGUGUUGUAAAAUUGCCAAUGACAAUGUGAUUCAAUCUUCAGAAACUUGUUCGGGUCAAGACUCUUCUACCACUACCUCUGCUUUGCCUCCUACCUGGACUUCAAGCACGUCUGUGUCCCAAAAGCAGAAAAGAAAGACUGGCACCAAGCCAAGUACUGAACCACAGAAUGAAGCUAUCACAAAUGUCGAGUCCCAAAACACUAACAGGAACAACUCAACUGCCUUGCAGUUAGCUAGCCGUCCUCCUGAUUCAGUCACAGAGGGACCUGCAUCUAAAAGAGCACACACCAAGCCAAAGGCUGGAGUUAAUCUGAAGAGCACCACUUCUCUCUCUCCUGAAAACAGUUGCCACUGA
Molecule: messenger RNA, 2552 nt
Organism: Dipodomys spectabilis (banner-tailed kangaroo rat)
Lineage: Eukaryota; Metazoa; Chordata; Mammalia; Rodentia; Heteromyidae
Gene: Lrfn5
Product: leucine rich repeat and fibronectin type III domain containing 5
Exons: 5
Coding region: 396-2552 (718 amino acids)
Molecular function (GO): protein binding
Source: RefSeq, a predicted model, not a curated record